Messenger RNA from Chironomus riparius, 1347 nucleotides. The record is from the annotation of a GenBank genome assembly. NCBI's taxonomy places the organism in Eukaryota, Metazoa, Arthropoda, Insecta, Diptera, Chironomidae.
AUGAAGCAAUUGAUUUGUGAAUUCAAGUACGAUCCAUAUAUUGACGGUAGAAUACUGUAUGCUUGUUUCAUAAAAAAUCAGCAAAUUCCAGCAGAUGAAGAACUAGAAUUUACAGGAAGACAUGUUUCAGGUCAUUCCAAUAACAAUGUUAUAGAUGUAAUUUUUGAAAACUGCGAUAUUAAAAAAGUUCCACAAGGAUUGACAAAAGUAUUUCCAAAAAUGCAAGACUUAAGUGUCUGGAGCUCCAAUUUGAAAAAAGUAACCAAGAAUGACUUGAAGGAGUAUAAAAAUUUGCUACGAUUUGGUUUUUGUAACAACGAAAUUGAGUUUUUGUUUGGAGAUUUAUUUGAAGGAUUUGACAAUGUCCAGGAAGUGAUUUUUUCAGGAAACGAAGGUUUGAAAUUUGUUGAGCCAAAUAUUUUGGAUGGACUCGAAAAUUUAAAUAUGGUUAAUUUUACUGGAAAUUUAAAAUAUUUUAAACGUUUUUCAAGUGUUCAAGGCGAUCUAGGAAAUGCAACUUUAGCUGAAGUUAAAGCUGAACUAUGGAAGAAUUUUUGCAUUGAUCCUGAAAAUAUUAAAAAUGCAUAUCAGAAGCAUAAAGAAGAGAUUGCCAUAUUAAAAACAUUCAUUACAGCAAGUGAUAAGGAAAAUCAAAAAUUGAAGAAAAAGGAGAAGCUUUUACAGAAGCAGAUUCAAGAGUCAGAGGAACGAGAAAAAAAACUUUUAAAUGACUUGAAAAUUGAAAAAGCUGAACAUUCUAUGCUGAAAAUGAGCUCAAAAAAUGACAUAAGUAAAGAAAUCAAGCAACUUCUAAUGAAUGACAAUUUUAAAGACUUUACAGUCAUUAUUGAUGAUCGUGAAUUUCGUGUCCAUAAAUUUCUGUUGAUCGCUCGAAGUUCAACUUUAGCUGAAAUAUUACGAAAUAAUCCUCAAGUCGAGAGUUUAAACCUGAUUGACAUUCCCAUAGAAAUAUUCGAAAAAGUAUUAAAAUUUUUAUAUUUUGAAGAAAUUACACUGGAAAUUGAAACAAAUUUCUUGCAACUCUUUGCCGCUGCAGGACGUCUUAAAAUUGAAAAAUUAAAAACAAUUGUUGCAUCAAACAUUUUAAACCAAAUUACUGCCGACAAUGCUUUGGAGAUUUUGAGUUUAAGCAACAAAUAUGAAAAUGAUGAAUUGCGGACAAAAUCAUUUGCUGAAAUUAAGAAAACAUUUCCCAAACUUAUUUUAAAUGAUGAUUGGGCAUUCAAUACUGAAAAAGUCAAGAAAACAAUUGACUUGUUCAAAGAAAAAGAGGAAGCAAUUAAAAGAAUUGAACAGAAAUUUUGGAGUGAAAUGAAGAACAAUUGA